UUUUUUUUUUUUACUUUUGUUGUUAUAUUACUAUUUGAGGUUAUGUUAUGUUAAAGCUAUGAUAAAAUUAAAUAUAACAAAACGCCGCAUCGGUUAAGCGAUUGAUAAAAUAAAAUGUUGUAAUUAUUACUUAAGUAACUUAAAGAACGAAAAACAAGUGAUAACCUUUAUUAUACAACAAUGUUCAGAAGUGUUAUGUUAAAAUGGUUGCCAUUGAAACAUUUUAAAAAUGAAUAUUUUCUGCAAGCAGCGGAGACUGGAAAAGAUUAUACAAAAAUACUCUGGAAUAAUAAAAGACACCUUUCAGUUUCGAGCAUUAGUUUCAAGAAAAGAAAAUCUUCAGAAGAGAAGGCUGUCGAAAAUCAAGGGAAAAGAGUAAUCAGAUAUGCACCGAAAGCAGGUACUGAGGUUGUGGGCAUUUGGCGUAACAUGACUGUACAGGAGAUUGCAAAUGUGUUGAAAAAAGAUGUUGACCAUGUCUUCAAAGCCUUAGAGUUUGCUGAUAAAAAUUCAGACACAUACUAUAAAGAAGACACUGUGAUACACAAUCCUCAAAUAAUAAGAGAUGUCAUCAAGAUAUCUGGCUGUAGAUUCAGGAUAAUUGCAAGACCUGAUGAGGAUAUUGAUAAAGAGCAGAAUAAAGAUGCAGUACCAGCUCCACCUGCUCCGCCGGAGGCGCUUCGCCCCCGACCGCCCGUAGUGUGCGUGAUGGGACAUGUAGACCACGGGAAGACGACACUGCUCGACGCUCUGAGGGACACAUCUGUUGUAGAUACAGAGUUUGGAGGAAUAACGCAACAUAUUGGAGCUUUUGAAGUGACGCUGCCGUCGGGCGAGCGCGCCACGUUCCUGGACACGCCGGGGCACGCGGCGUUCGGCGCCAUGCGCUCGCGCGGCGCGCGGUGCACGGACGUGGUGGUGCUGGUGGUGGCGGCCGACGACGGCGUCAUGGCGCAGACGCUGGAGUCCGUGCGCAUGGCGCGCGCCGCCGACGUUCCGAUAUUGGUGGCAAUCAACAAAAUCGACAAGCCAGGUGUGAACAUUGACAAAACCCUGCGCUCGCUGGCCCAACACGGGCUGCUCUGCGAAGCGCUGGGCGGGGACGUGCAGGCCAUCGCCGUCUCGGCGCUCAAGAGGCUGCACCUCGACACGCUGGUGGAAGCUCUCAUCCUGCAGGCGCAGCUGAUGGACUUGAAGGCCGAUCCAGGCGGAUACGUCGAAGGGGUCGUCAUUGAAGCCUUCGUGGAUCCCCGAACUGGAAAGCAAGCGACAAUAUUAGUACAGCGAGGUACGUUGAGAAAAGGAUGCGUUAUCGUCGCUGGCAACGGAUGGGCGAAGGUGCGCGUGCUACAGAACAGUGCGGGCCUCAGUGUGGAGAGCGCAUCUCCCGCCACGCCCGUGCUCGUGAUGGGCUGGCGGGAGCUGCCCUCCGCUGGCGACACCGUGCUUGAGGUCGAGAGCGAGAAACGUGCAAACGAGGUGAUGAGAUGGCGUCACAAUCAACGAAUGAAAGAAAAACAAGAAUCUGAUUUAGAAGCUAUAAACAUAAAGGAGAGCGAACACCAGGCCAUAUAUAAACAGAAGCUCGCACAGAAGCGGUCGCUCGGCCGGUUCCGCACCAGGCAGGAGGGGCCGCGGCAGAAGAUGAUACAGGAGGACGACCAUCCCACGCUCAGUGUCAUUGUUAAAGGUGACGUGGACGGGUCGGUGGAAGCUAUCUUGGAUAUUCUGGAAACCUACGACGACCAUGAACGUGUGAGACUCGAACUCGUCAGCUACGGUGUGGGACAGGUCACUCCUAAUGAUGUCGAGGUGGCGCAAGCGUUCAACGCCAUAAUCUACGCGUUCAACGUGGAGUGUCCGCCGGGCGUGGCGAGAGACGCCCGCGCGGCCGGCGUGCAGCUGGCGCAGCACAACGUCAUCUACAAGCUGGUGGACGCCGUGCGCGACCAGCUCAGCGCGCGCCUGCCGCGCCGCCGGCACGAGGAGCCGCUCGGCGAGGCGAACGUCCUCCAGCAGUUCCACGUGUCGGAGGGCAAGAAGAAGGUGCCGGUCGCGGGCUGUCGCUGUGUGAAGGGCUCGCUGGUGAGGAACGCGCUGUACCGAGUCGUGAGAGGCCAGGACGUCGUGUAUGAAGGUAAACUAGCAUCAAUGAAACAUUUGAAAGAGGAAGUAACGACCAUAAAACGAGAUAUGGAGUGCGGUCUGCGCUUCGAAGACCCCAACUUUAUAAUGCAGCCCGGAGACACAGUAGUGUGCUACAAGAUGGUCGAUGUCUCCAGCACCACCAGCUGGGACCCCGGGUUUUAGACCGGCUUUAGUUUUGCCAAAAUGGUGCUUGUUAUAUUAAAUAUUCCAAUACAUUUGUCAUAUGUUGUAAACAAUAUUUUCCUAACUACAUUAUGUAAUAGAUUUUAAUGUAUAUAAUGUUUAUUAAUAUUGUAGCAAUACUAUUGCAAUUAAUAUAUUGGAUAUAACGGUUUCGAUCUGUUCCCUGUUCCGAUACCACUUCGAUCGAAACGCAACUUGAUCGUUGUGUAGUUUACGAAAACCGCAUUUAUUUCUUCUCAAUUCGAUAGUUAAAUUUUUUUUAAAGAAUUCUUUACCACAGCAGUGGUACUAUUACGGUUAUAGCAUAGCAACUGUUGCUGUCAAAUAUUCGUUGCGGAUUGAUAUCAAAUCAAAUCAAAUAAAAAAAUAAGUAUUA
Molecule: messenger RNA, 2707 nt
Organism: Vanessa tameamea
Lineage: Eukaryota; Metazoa; Arthropoda; Insecta; Lepidoptera; Nymphalidae
Gene: mIF2
Product: translation initiation factor IF-2, mitochondrial
Exons: 16
Coding region: 181-2310 (709 amino acids)
Biological process (GO): translational initiation
Cellular component (GO): cytoplasm
Molecular function (GO): GTP binding; GTPase activity; translation initiation factor activity
Source: RefSeq, a predicted model, not a curated record